UCAGACUUUCUCCUUUCCUUCAAGGCUCUCCAUACUGCUAUAUAAUCCAACUCCAACUCCAAGUCCACAAACUCCUCACAAUUCACAACAAAUUUUCAUCAUCUCGAUAUAGACUAGUGAUAAAUUCAGACGUUUUCUUUUUAUUUCUCUAAAACCGCUAAAAGAAAAUGAUGGUAAACAAGGCUAUUUUGGGUUCGAUUCUGUUUUUCAUAUUGGUGGGCUCAGUUCUUGUAGUGGAGGCUCGUCCGCUGAGUUUAACGAAGGCCGAAGAGAAGCAAGCAGCGAAAUUCUUUGAUGGUUUGUCACUUGGUGCGAUCAAGGACUCGGGUCCUGGCUCUGGUGGUGAGGGUCAUAAAUUCGUGGAUCGAAGUGAGCCGGUUGUAUAUGGUAAGCACUCUGGUCCCAGUCCGAGCGGACCGGGUCACUAACUAAGGAACCAGUGGUUCCGAGUUCUGACCGAACUGGUUAAGGUGGCCGCUUCGGUGUAGCUUCAGAAAUUGAUUAUUUCUUUAGUUUCUUU
This is a messenger RNA of Brassica oleracea var. oleracea, 520 nucleotides long. RefSeq lists its product as uncharacterized. Gene Ontology annotation, biological process: regulation of developmental process; innate immune response. Lineage: Eukaryota; Viridiplantae; Streptophyta; Magnoliopsida; Brassicales; Brassicaceae. The record is from RefSeq and is a predicted model, not a curated record. Bases 168 to 428 code for a protein of 86 amino acids. The transcript has a single exon.